Antrostomus carolinensis (chuck-will's-widow) is the source of this 1288-nucleotide messenger RNA. Its product is annotated as mitogen-activated protein kinase 13. The record is from RefSeq and is a predicted model, not a curated record. Gene Ontology annotation, molecular function: ATP binding; MAP kinase activity. The transcript has 11 exons. Gene Ontology annotation, biological process: MAPK cascade; protein phosphorylation. The annotation marks the transcript as partial. NCBI's taxonomy places the organism in Eukaryota, Metazoa, Chordata, Aves, Caprimulgiformes, Caprimulgidae.
AUGCCUCACCUCCACCAAUGUGGAGGCGGAGGGAGGAGGGCCCAAAGACAUGUCCCUUCACGCUCACAGCAGCUGAAAACAGAGAAGGAAACUCGCUAGAACCUUUUUCAGCAGCUCAGGAGGAGACUUUGCUGUCCCUGUCUCACCCCAGAAGCCCUCCCGGACUCCAGGACUCUGGGGGGGUGGCAAUCCCGCACCCGCCGGGCGAUGAACAUCGCAAGGAGAAGAGGAUUUUACAGACAGGAGGUGAACAAAACCCUCUGGGAGCUGCCCAGGAGAUACACGUCCCUCCACCCCGUGGGGUCCGGAGCCUACGGCUCGGUGUGUUCAGCCAUAGACAAGAAGACAGGGGAGAAAGUGGCCAUCAAGAAGCUCUGCCGCCCGUUCCAGUCAGAGAUCUUUGCCAAGAGAGCGUACAGAGAGCUCAUGCUGCUGAAGCACAUGCAGCAUGAGAACGUCAUUGGGCUGCUUGAUGUCUUCACUUCUGCCCCCUCCUACCAGGGAUUCCAGGACUUCUACCUGGUGAUGCCAUACAUGCGGACAGAUUUACAAAAGAUCAUGGGACAUGAAUUCAGUGAUGAAAAGAUCCAGUACCUGGUCUACCAAAUGCUGAAAGGGCUGAAGUACAUUCAUUCAGCCGGAAUCAUCCACAGGGACCUGAAGCCGGGCAACCUGGCUGUGAAUGAAGACUGUCAGCUGAAGAUCUUGGAUUUUGGCUUGGCCAGACACACUGAUGCUGAAAUGACGGGUUACGUGGUUACGCGCUGGUACAGAGCCCCAGAAGUCAUUCUGAACUGGAUGCAUUACAACCAGACAGUGGAUAUUUGGUCUAUUGGCUGCAUCAUGGCAGAAAUGCUGACUGGGAAAACGCUGUUUAAAGGAAAAGAUUAUCUCGACCAACUGACUCAGAUCCUGAAAGUAACGGGGCAUCCGGGAGAAGAGUUUGUGGAGAAGCUGGAGGACAAGGCGGCUAAGAGUUAUAUCAAGUCCCUUCCUAAAAUGCCCAAGAAGGAUUUGUCUGUGCUCUUCCCCAAGGCCAAUCCUCAGGCAGUGGAUCUGCUCGACAAGAUGUUGCAGCUGGAUGUGGAGAAGCGCCUGACAGCGACGGAGGCGUUGGCUCACCCCUAUUUCGAGCAGUUCCGAGAUAUCGAGGAGGAGACAGAAGCACAACAGUCCUAUGAUGAUUCUCUGGAACAUGAAAAGCUCUCGAUAGAUGAGUGGAGAAGUAAGAAGGUUUUCUUUGAAGUUCCUCUCUCUUUUCUGCCUCUCUUUCCAGUGCACAUGCUGA